AAGGGGCGGGCCGGCGGCUGCUGGGUCCAGAGUUUUCACACUCUCCGCCGGACCCGUCCCUCCGCCGCCGAGUCCUUACCCUUACUCCGGGCCGUCUCCUGCCCCCUGAGCGGACGCAGGGACUCGAGGCAGGGCGUGAGGGGCGCCAUGAAGGGCCGCCGCCUGACAGGCGCCGCGGCGGAGGGGCUGGCCGGGUGAGGGCCCGCGCGGGCCGAGGCAUGUGGAGCCCCGGCGGGAGCCUGCUCCAGGCACUCCCCCGGCUCCUGCAGCACGCCGCCCUCCGGGGCCGCGCCGAGCUGCCGGCCCGCUGGGCCACGCCGCGGGCGGCGGGCGGGGACGGCGCGGCCGAUCGCCACCCCCGCGGGGGCGGGGCGAGCGCGGCCGCGGCGGCGGCAGCUGCCUCGGGCGCCCUGCUCGGCGCCUAUCUGGAGCGCCACGGCCCGCCUGCGGCCUCGGAGCUGCCGGCGCCGGGCGGGGCUUUGGCGGGCGGCCCCGGCAGCGGCGGCGGCGGCGGCGAGGUGGUCGGCGUGGCGGAGGUGAGAAACUGGCGCUGCUGCUGCCUCGGCAGCACCUGUUGGUGCCGGAGCCUCGUGCUGGUGUGCGUGCUGGCCGCGCUGUGCUUCGCUUCCCUGGCCCUGGUCCGCCGCUACCUGCAGCACCUCCUGCUCUGGGUGGAAAGCCUCGACUCGCUGCUGGGGGUCUUGCUCUUCGUCGUGGGCUUCAUCGUGGUGUCGUUCCCCUGCGGCUGGGGCUACAUCGUGCUCAACGUGGCCGCCGGCUACCUGUACGGCUUAGUGCUGGGCAUGGGACUCAUGGUGGUGGGCGUCCUCAUCGGCACCUUCCUCGCCCAUGUGGUCUGCAAGCGGCUGCUCACCGCCUGGGUGGCCGCCAGGAUCCAGAGCAGCGAGAAGCUGAGCGCCGUGAUUCGCGUGGUGGAAGGAGGAAGCGGCCUGAAGGUGGUGGCGCUGGCCAGACUGACCCCCAUACCUUUCGGGCUUCAGAAUGCAGUGUUCUCGAUUACUGAUCUCUCCUUACCCAACUAUCUGAUGGCAUCUUCGGUUGGACUGCUUCCUACCCAGCUUCUGAAUUCUUACUUGGGUACCACCCUGCGGACAAUGGAAGAUGUCAUUGCAGAACAGAGUGUUAGUGGAUAUUUUGUUUUUUGUUUACAGAUUAUUAUAAGUAUAGGCCUCAUGUUUUAUGUAGUUCAUCGAGCUCAAGUGGAAUUGAAUGCAGCUAUUGUAGCUUGUGAAAUGGAACUGAAAACCUCUCUGGUUAAAGGCAAUCAACCAAAUACCAGUGGCUCUUCAUUCUACAAGAGGACCCUAACAUUUUCUGGAGGUGGAAUCAAUAUUGUAUGACUCUAACAAAACGUAUGAUUGUCAAGAGCUAGUAUGCUGUCCAAGGCCUAGUGGUCACCUUACCAGCGGGCAGAGACAAGUUCUAAUUGUAUUACGGCACAAACAAAACUGACUAGUUUUUAAAUUGCACAAUUUUUUAAAGGAAGAAUCAUUUUCUGGAUAUGUAAGUGUAAAUGUAGAUGCAAAUUUGGGCUGCACCUCUUUAUUGUUUAUUAUGCCCGCAAUGGCCUAUAGGUCUGCACUUUAGUGUCUUUUAAUUGUUUUCUUUCUGGGUACUUAUGAACAAAGAAAUAACCCAAAUAUUUUUCUGCUUAGCGUCUUUAUUUAUAAAGUCCCUGAGUAGUUGUAUGCAUCUUCCCUACUUACAAUGAUGAGUAGAAGUAUGUAAUUUUAAAUGUAUAUUCUUUAGAUGUUCUUUGUCCUUUCCAGAAAAGAUGGUGUUUUGUUCUAUUUUGUUUUGUUAUUUUAAGAGGGACCAUUUUGUUUCCCUUUUCUUUACUAGUUAGAAAACAGACAUUAACUUUUGGUUGAAUGUAUUUUUGCAAGCAUCAUUGCAGGGCCAUUUACACCUAUUCACACAAGCUUAAAUCCUACAUUGUGGGACUGAAGUGCUCUUAAGAUACCUUUUUAUUUUCACUGUGUAAUAUGCAAGGCAAAAGGGAAAUUAUUUAAUGGAUGGUGGCUCAAAUUAGAACUCGUGUUCUAAUUCCAUUACAUUGGCUUUACGCUUGUUAGAUCUUUCAUCAAAGGGCUGUCCCAUUGCAGUCUUACUGAAAAAUUUUAGUAAAAUAGAUUUCUUUUUCUUUUUAUACUCAUCAUUAGGCUUUGAGAUAAAGAUCUACUCUUUUAAAAUGAUGGGCUUUCCAUCAUUAAAGAUGUCACUCAGGUGGCCUUGUUUGAUCAAAUCGCCUUUUUAAAAAACCAAGCUUUAAAAUCAUGUUUAUAAUCCCACUGAAUUACAUAUAUAUUUGUCCCCGUAGUCUUCAGCUUUAAAACUAUAAAUAGAAUAUUGACUUAAUACCCAAAUUUGUAUUAUUUGCCCUACUAUAAAGUAGGUUUAUUUUGUUUGUUUUUUGGUACUUGUUUUCCUCUGACAAGACUCAGGAAUUCUGAAAUGUGAAAUUAAGUCUCAAUUCUUUCUCUUGUAGCAUGAAUUGAGUGUAUUUAUUAAUAGCACUUAGGAGUAUAGCAUACAGUAAUUUGGCAUAUGAUCCAUAUGACAUAUGUAAUAGUCACUUAUCAUCUUAUGUUUUAAAAAUGGUUUAAUUGUGAACUUAAUGAUUAUUUUUUUUACUACCCUGAUUAUAGACAUGAAUGCACAUUUUCUGGUUGGUGUCUUUUUUGGCUAUGAAGAGUCUACCUUAUCAGAGACCUCCCAUUUGCCUUUUCAUCAGAGCAAAACCUUUGCCCUUAUUUACUAAAGUGCAAAAGAGUUCUUUGGGAGCAGGUUAUUUCUAGUCUUAUGCUAGAAAACACAUUGCAUUUAGUCAUUUUAAUGCCUAAGUUUUUUGCCCUAUUGCAGUUUUAAUUGUUUUCCUUUCCUUUAUAAUGCAUAAAUUUUCCCACUUUUGGAUAUCAUUUAUAUGUUCAUACCAAGAAGACCUCAGUGCAAAUGAUCUUAGAGGCACCUAGGUCUAUAGUACUUAAUUGGCCUCCAGUCUUUCUUUCAUUGGUUUUAUAUAUAUAUAU
Molecule: messenger RNA, 3050 nt
Organism: Hyaena hyaena (striped hyena)
Lineage: Eukaryota; Metazoa; Chordata; Mammalia; Carnivora; Hyaenidae
Gene: TMEM64
Product: transmembrane protein 64
Exons: 3
Coding region: 219-1361 (380 amino acids)
Source: RefSeq, a predicted model, not a curated record